Megalobrama amblycephala (Wuchang bream) is the source of this 1695-nucleotide messenger RNA. RefSeq names its product VAMP (vesicle-associated membrane protein)-associated protein A, like (gene vapal). Gene Ontology annotation, cellular component: endoplasmic reticulum membrane; plasma membrane. The transcript is spliced from 7 exons. The record is from RefSeq and is a predicted model, not a curated record. Gene Ontology annotation, biological process: neuron projection development. Bases 142 to 1098 code for a protein of 318 amino acids. Gene Ontology annotation, molecular function: FFAT motif binding. Lineage: Eukaryota; Metazoa; Chordata; Actinopteri; Cypriniformes; Xenocyprididae.
CGCAGACCGCCCCGCGCGCACACGUGGGAACGCGCUGCGCACUCCCGCGCCGCGCUCUCUGAGUGACUCAGUGAAGGUUUCGGAUUGACCGCGCUGCUGUCAGCUGCCCUCCGGAACCGAGCGUCACCUCCCGGCCAAAACAUGUCCAAACUGGAGCAGAUCCUCAUCCUAGAGCCCGCAAACGACCUGAAGUUCAAAGGUCCUUUCACAGAUGUCGUCACUGCUAACCUGAAGCUAAAGAAUCCGUCAGACAGGAAAGUAUGUUUCAAAGUGAAGACCACAGCGCCGCGCAGAUACUGCGUACGGCCCAACAGCGGGAUCAUCGAGCCCGGAGCCACGCUCACCAUCUCAGUUAUGCUGCAGCCGUUUGAUUACGACCCCAACGAGAAAAGUAAACACAAGUUCAUGGUACAGACCAUCUUCGCCCCUGCAACCCUCACAGACACAGAAGCCUUGUGGAAAGACGCGAAACCAGAUGAGCUCAUGGAUUCCAAACUCAGAUGCGUGUUUGAGCUGCCGUCUGAAAACGAUAAAGUGCGCUCUAAGGCCAGGAACGUAUCCCACUGGAUUUGUACCGCUCCGACUUUGGCCUGGACAAAGCUCCGCUCGCCUCUCUCCAUGCGCCCUCCCACCGCAGGCGGCGCUAGAAACCGGAACGACGUCCAGGAAGUCAGGACUGCAGGGUCAGAGGUCAAGGUCUGUGAGGGUCAGAGCAGGCAGAACGCAUGUUCAGAGCAGAGAGUCUUCAGUAGGAACGACGUCGACGCUGCUGCUAAAUCCGCGGCCGUGCUCAACUCCUCUAAAGUGGACGGGCCGCUGGCACAGAAGCCCAUCAGCGCCGCCCUGGACGACUCGGAGAGGAAGAAGGUUCUGGAGGAGUGCAAACGGUUGCAGACGGAGGUCAGCAAGCUGAACGAGGAGAAUCGCCAGCUGAAGGACGAGGGCUUGAGACUGAGAAAGUUCCAGCGCAGCGAACACGCAACGACCAACUCCAGCUCUCUGAUUGGACGAGAGUCCACCGCCAGCUCGCUCCCCUCGCUCCUGGUCGUCAUAGCAGCCAUCUUCAUCGGAUUCUUCCUCGGCAAGUUCAUCCUGUAGGCGCGGCGGGCGGAGGGGGAUCUGAUGCGUUUGACUGCCUGACGAACGGUUCCUAAACGAGCGAUCGCACGGCCUGAUGGGAAAGAGUCUUUCUGUUGACGCGGCAGCAGCAUCAUCAUCAUCAUCGUCGUCGUCAUCAUCCCGACAGACGGCCGGCGACUCCAUCUGUUUGUUUUGGUUCACAUGCUGUUUCCUGUCGAGGGAUGAUGUCGGAGCGCAUGAACUGGUUUAUCGGGACGGUCGAGGGCGGAUCUGAUGUCACCGCAGCGGUUGUCUUCCCCCAAACUCCAUUUAGUUUUACUAAAACGAUUGAAAGUGUAAAUGUCAUUUUAACCCUUCACGGUGAGUUAGUGCUGAUGAUGUCAACGGUCGGCCGAGCGACACGGGUGCCUCCUUCCUUCCCAUGUACAUUUGUUCUUCUUCUCUGUUCCUAACAAUACCAAUGCAGACUGUUUUAUUACUGUAAUUAUCAUUUAUUAAUUAUAUUAUUAAUGUACUUUCUCUCUGAACAGCAUUUAUCCACACAAAUGUUCACUGACGUCUUCACUUUACUGUCUCAUACUAGACGACAUUGAAGAAAUAAACAGGAAAAAUACA